Oikopleura dioica is the source of this 396-nucleotide messenger RNA. The record is from the annotation of a GenBank genome assembly. NCBI's taxonomy places the organism in Eukaryota, Metazoa, Chordata, Appendicularia, Copelata, Oikopleuridae.
AUGAGAUUUUUCAAGCUUUUUGUUUAUUUUUUCGGUGUUUCCUUGAGCCAAAAUUAUCAAAAAGGGCAAAAAGGGGAGAAAGGAGAUCGAGGACCUCCUGGCCCUGCAGGCCAUAAAGGCACCCAAGGAAUGAUGGGCGACGAAGGAGCAAUCGGCCGGGAUGGUGCUCCCGGAUUGCCUGGUGAUCCCGGAGAAAAAGGUUUCAAAGGAGAAGUCGGUCGUGAAGGACAUCAAGGAAAACAAGGCCCGAUCGGAAGAAAGGGAGAAAAGGGCAAGCCGGGAAAAGGAAGAGUCAAGAGAAGAGAAAUCAGGGAGCUGGAGUUGCUGGUUAUUGAACUGGGCUAUCAACUUGAAGCUCUCGGCGUUGACAUCGACCCAAUCGACUUCAACGAGUAA